This is a messenger RNA of Iphiclides podalirius (scarce swallowtail), 3462 nucleotides long. The record is from the annotation of a GenBank genome assembly. NCBI's taxonomy places the organism in Eukaryota, Metazoa, Arthropoda, Insecta, Lepidoptera, Papilionidae.
AUGUUAACGCUUUUUUCCAGCGGCGAUGAUGGAGACGGCCUGGAGAGCAAAACCGACGAAACGCAUUUCCCGAACGCGAGUGCGUUGCGUCAGUCACCGUUGCUUGAACAAUGCCCCCUCAAAAUCGCCCCGAAAUGCCCGCCCGCUUCUAAACGGUACCGCACCCACGAUGGCAGCUGCAACAACCUCGCGCGCCCCCGCUGGGGCUCCGCCAUGACGCCGGUGCAGCGGUUCCUGCAGCCCGCGUACUCCGACGGGAUACAGGCGCCCCGGCGCUCUAUAUUCGGCAGUAGGCUCCCCUCGGCGCGCGAGAUAAGCGCCCUCGUGCACGAGGACCAGAACGCGGAGAGCACGGGCAUCACCCACCUGCUGAUGCAGUGGGGCCAGCUGUUGGAUCACGACGUGACGUCAUCUUCUCAAUCCCGCGGCUUCAACGGAUCGGUGCCGAGAUGCUGCAAGGACGGCGGACGGGACCUCGUGCCGAAUGAGUUCAUGCACCCGGAGUGCCUGCCCAUAGUGGUCCCCGCCACGGACCCCUUCUACGGGCCGCGCGGCGUGCGUUGCCUCGACUUUGUGCGCUCCUCGCCGGCGCCUCGCGACGACUGCGCCCUCGGCUGGCGCGAGCAGUUCAACCUGGUCUCCGCGUACAUCGACGCGUCACCUCUGUACGGCAGCUCCGCUAGGCAGUCAGAUAAGUUGCGCCUGUUUCGAAACGGCAUGCUGCAGUACGGGCGCGUGCAGCAGCGGCGGCCCAUACUGCCAACAGAUCGGCGGGAUGAGCUGUGCCGCGGCGGCGCCGUGUCUACUGAGUGUUUCAAGUCUGGGGACGGCCGCGUCAAUGAGCACCCGGGGCUGGUGGCGGCGCACAUCGUGUGGCUGAGGCAGCACAACAGAAUGGCGCAAGAGCUUGCCCAUUUGAACCCCCACUGGAGCGACGAGAAGAUCUACCAGGAGACACGGAAGAUAGUCGGUGCCAUGUUCCAGCACAUCACCUACAGGGAGUUCCUGCCGAUUGUUUUAGGAUCAGAAGUGAUGCGCCUCUUCGAGUUGGACGUGCUGACGAAGGGCUACUACAGGGGCUACAACCCCAAGGUCAACCCGAGCCCCGCCAGCUCGUUCGGCUCCGCCGCCUUCCGCUUCGGCCACAGCCUGGUGCAGCCCACCAUGAUGCGCUACGACCGCUUCCACCGGCCCAUGCGGAACAACGUCUCCCUCCACGACGAGCUGACCAACCCGUCCAACAUCUGGAGCAUGGGCGCCGUGGAUCGACUGCUCAUCGGGAUGAUGAACCAGCCGAUACGGAAGCGCGACGAGUUCAUCACGGCGGAGCUCACCAACCACCUGUUCCAGACGCCCAGCUUCGACUUCGGCAUGGACUUGGCCGCGAUCAACAUACAGCGGGGCCGGGACCACGGGGUGCCGCCGUACACUUCGUGGCGGGAGCCCUGCGGCCUCUCAGCUAUUGGGGACUUCGAGGACCUCGUCCGCGUCAUGCCCAUGAGGGUCGUGAGGAAGCUGAAGAGCUUGUACAGGCAUGUGGAUGACAUCGACCUGUUCACCGGUGGGAUGGCAGAGAGGCCCGUCAUCGGCGGUUUGGUGGGGCCGACCUUCGCUUGCAUCAUCGCGCAGCAGUUCUCAAAUCUAAGAAAAGGCGAUCGGUUUUGGUAUGAAAAUGGGGGUUUCGAGUCAUCGUUCACUCCAGCUCAGCUUCAGCAGAUCCGCCGUCUAUCUUUAGCCCAAGUCCUCUGCCGGACCCUUGACACUAUCGACAGCGUCCAACCUUUCGUCUUCCUCUCACCAAAUAACCCUGACAACGAGAGAAUACCCUGCCACAACAGACUCCUCAACAACUUUGACUUAUCCCCCUGGGUCGAGAUCAAUUCCGACUCGAACGAUGACAUAAAGAAAUCUGACGAUCACACCACUACUCCCAAACCGAAAACUAAAAGACCCACUACCACAAACAGACCGACGACGACAAACAAAGGACAAAAACAAACAUUGACACACAAAAACCCACCGCUUAGUAAUAGACCGACAGCGACAAACUCGACUAAACCUCACAAAGCUAGUAACAGAUUCAAUAAUACAGAUUCACAAACAACCAAUAACUCGACCAUUGACAGACUGACAGUAGACUCGACGACUAGACCGAAAACGACUAAACAAGCGAUCGACGACAAACUAGACUUUAAAAACAAAAGCAGACGCUACAGCGACUUCGAAAGCAUACUAACCAGAUACCGAAAACCGACUACACACUACAACAGCUACGAUUACGACGACACGCAGAGCGUUCAGUCGUUAGUCGUGAACAACUUGCAACACAAGCGGCCCUACAACAGGCCCGUUAUAACUGUGACAGAAAACAUCGACAAAUACACUUACCUGAUCAACUACGUGCCGCGGCCGACGCAGUCCUGGCGACAGAGCACGCGAAAGACUCAGGACAGAGACGUCGUUAAAGUCACUUACCAGACAUACGACGACACUUACUACAGACGACCGAACAGACCUUACUAUUAUGACAACAGACGACCAAACAACCCGUACUACAACAGACACGACUCCGACUCCGACAGCAGCCCCUACAGCCGCGAGAGACCGAGCACGAAAGUGACUAACGACGCCAACUCAUCUGCCAGAUCCAGCGACUAUGACGUUAAUACCACCAGACGCGGAGCUGACACGGACAGAACUGACACUAGGGAGUCCACGACCCAUAACAUACAGAAACUGACGACUUUCAGCUACGUAGGCACGUACAGACGAGACAAUGAACAAGUGGCGACGACUAAACAUGACAAAAGCGACGCAACUAACAUAGACGUCUUAAAACAUGAAGUAGUCAGCAAGGACUUCACGACAUUCGAAGCCAAACCGCAGACCGUUCUAAAAGAUGAAUUGUUUAACACCGACAAAAUUUCCACUUUCUAUCUAUACGAGACCGCGACCAAACCUUACAAUCCGAACAGACCGACCAGACUCAACGACGAUGAACAGAUCACGAUGACCAAUAAACAUAAGUACUAUUACGUGAGAAACGUUCUGCACAAGUAUCCAGACCAACCUACUAUAGCAAAAAGGGGUACGGCUACAAACGGUGGUACCAUCGUAGAGACCGUUAACAACUUACGCGUUCCCAGUUUCGGAAUAGAGGAAAGGUCGACUGCGAACAAGGUGCAGUCUUUGGACGCGCCGAUACCGAAACCUGGGAACGCAGACAGACCUAGGUUGAACGUUAAAAAGCCCUCCAAUCCCGCCAAGACGCCUUCCGUCGCCUUCCAAAUAAUACCAAGUGAGAACAGUCCAUCACUGUGGGCAGUAUACGAAGAGAAUGCAGAUCUACCUGAAGGCUUACCCCACCGCAUGCCCACUCUCAAAGCUGAUCCUCACGCGCUGCGAGAAAUACCGAGGCCAAUGGACCUCUCUCGGCCCCUACGACGCCGGCCGGGAAGGUUC